AUGGUGCCAGUGUCCCGGUCGCGCUACCCCGAGGACACCCCAGCCUCUAGGAAACGGCGACGCAGCUCGUCGGGGAGCCUGCCUUUCGUGCAGACCAGACCAUCCCCGUGGGGGCAGCCGUCCCAAUCCCACUCGCACUCCCGCGGCCGCGAGGGCCUCAGGCCUCAGUGGGGUGGGUCGGGCGUCGGCGCUCCUUGUACCUUUAGCCGCUCUGGAUCUCGGGAGCGGCCCACCAGGCUCCGCAACUACGCUUUCUCGUCCUCUUCUGUCUACUAUGGCGGAUACCGCUACCAUCACCACCACUAUGCAGGCGACAGGCAGUGGGCGGAAGACUAUGAGAAGGAGAAGGAGGAGAGUUAUCGUCAGCGGAGGCUGAAAGAGAGAGAAAGGACUGGGGAGUUGGGAGCACCUGAGGUGUGGGGGCUGUCUCCAGAGUUUCCUGAGCCAGAUUCUGGUGAACGCACUCCAGUUGAGGAUGAAGAGGUAAAGACUAAGAAGAACAGCAGUUCACGUUCCCGCUCCGGGAAAAAGGCCAGUCGUUCAAAAAAUAAGAAAAGAAAGAAAAAGUCCAAAGGAAAACAGAGGAAAUAUUCUGAUAAUAGCGACAGUAAUUCAGACUAUGACACUAGCUCUGAUGAUGAUAAAAAGAGAGCAACAAAAACCAAGAAGAAAGAGAAGAAAAAGAAGCACAGAGCUAAAAAGCCCAAGAAAAAGACGAAGAAAACUAAAAAAGAAUCCAGUGUCAAAAGCUGUAAGGAUUUAGAAGGGGAGUUGCCAGAAGAUACCUGGAUUGAGCAGUCAAAGAUUGCAGAUAACAUGGCUCUAAUAGGUCCAGAGGCACCUAUAAUACACACCUCUCAAGAUGAGGAAGCUUUGAACUACGGCCAUGCUCUGCUUCCAGGUGAAGGUGCAGCUAUGGCUGAGUAUGUAAAAGCUGGAAAGCGUAACCCACGAAGAGGUGAAAUUGGGCUGAGAAGUGAAGAGAUUGCUUCUCUUGAAUGCUUAGGUUAUGUUAUGAGUGGUAGCAGGCAUUGCAGAAUGGAGGCUGUGCGACUGCGUAAAGAGAACCAGAUCUAUAGUGCUGAUGAGAACAGAGCCCUUGCAUCCUUUAACCAAGAAGAAAGACGGAAGAGAGAUAAGAUUCUAGCUAGUUUCACAGAGAUGGUGUACCGAAAGACAAAAAGGAAAGAUGACAAAUAA
Lagenorhynchus albirostris (white-beaked dolphin) is the source of this 1200-nucleotide messenger RNA. RefSeq names its product NFKB activating protein like (gene NKAPL). NCBI's taxonomy places the organism in Eukaryota, Metazoa, Chordata, Mammalia, Artiodactyla, Delphinidae. Gene Ontology annotation, biological process: regulation of gene expression. Gene Ontology annotation, cellular component: nucleus. Gene Ontology annotation, molecular function: chromatin binding. The record is from RefSeq and is a predicted model, not a curated record.